AUGGCGCCCAAAGAACUCAAUUUCAUUACCGGCAACAAGAACAAAUUGGCAGAAGUGCAGGCUAUUCUUUCCGCCACGCCUGUGAAAUUACAGAACCAAGCAUUGGAUCUCCCUGAGCUACAAGGCACAAUCGAAGAGAUCUCAAUCGACAAAUGCAAUCGUGCCGCUGAAGCGGUCCAAGGAUCCGUAUUGGUCGAAGACACAUGCCUCUGCUUCGACGCUUUUGAUAAGCUCCCAGGUCCUUAUGUCAAAUGGUUCUUACAGUCCCUCGGGGUCGAACAAUUUCACAAAUUACUCGCUAGCUUCGAGAACAAGGCUGCCUAA
Molecule: messenger RNA, 324 nt
Organism: Dissoconium aciculare CBS 342.82
Lineage: Eukaryota; Fungi; Ascomycota; Dothideomycetes; Mycosphaerellales; Dissoconiaceae
Product: Maf/Ham1
Exons: 3
Coding region: 1-324 (107 amino acids)
Biological process (GO): nucleoside triphosphate catabolic process
Cellular component (GO): cytoplasm
Molecular function (GO): nucleoside triphosphate diphosphatase activity
Source: RefSeq, a predicted model, not a curated record